This is a messenger RNA of Dromiciops gliroides (monito del monte), 1377 nucleotides long. It is a transcript of the gene CBY2, whose product is annotated as chibby family member 2. The transcript has 4 exons. The coding region runs from base 1 to 1377 and encodes 458 amino acids. The record is from RefSeq and is a predicted model, not a curated record. NCBI's taxonomy places the organism in Eukaryota, Metazoa, Chordata, Mammalia, Microbiotheria, Microbiotheriidae.
AUGUCAGCUCUAGAAUGUUCCGAAUGCUUUGGAGAUCAACUUCUACAAAGAACAUACACCUGGAAUUUCACUUUGCAUUCAAAGCCAUUCAUUACCUGCCCAUCUAAAAUAAUUGUAAAUAGCAUAAAAAUACCUGGGAAUAUUUGUCUUCCACAGCGGGGCUCAGUUGAGCCUUUUCUCCAGAUCCAUAAUUUGUACUCCGUGCCAAGGUGCCCAGUGCAGGCCUCGUUGCCGAGACUAAACCGAAGAACCGUAAGCCAGCACUCGUACCCGCUGAACCGAUUCUCCUCCGUGCCCAUCUGUGACGCCAUGGAGCACCCCACCUCACAGGCGGAGCUGGAGCUGGACUAUAACCUGCCCCGGGUUCAGCUGAGCGAUGAGAUGUUCGUCUUCCAGGACGGGAGAUGGGUGAAUGAGAACUGUCGCUUGCAGUCCCCGCACUUCUCCCCCGCCUCGUCUUUCCAUCACAAGCUGCAUCACAAGAGGCUGGCCAAGGAAUACCUCCUACAAGAGGAGAACAAGUCCCUCCGAGAGGAGAACAAGUCCCUCCGGGAGGAGAACAAAGUCUUGCGGAAGGAGAACAAAAUCCUGCAGGCUUUCUGGGAGGAGAACCGAGACGAGAACAAAGGGGAGCUGGGGCGGGCGGCCGGCGCGGCGUCCUCGGUGGUGGUCCAGAAGGACAACACGGCCCUGCAGGUCCUGAAGAAGGACAACACGGCCCUGCAGGUGCACAAGAAGGAGAGCGCCACGCUGCAGUUCCUGCGGGAGGAGAAUCGCGCCCUGCAGCUGCUUCUGGAGCAGAGGAAGGCCCACUGGCCCCACCCCGAGCAGAAGACGGGGCCCCAGGAGGAAGCGAAGCCCCCCCCAGCUCCUCCAGACGAGGCCCACAAUACUUCCAGGCAGGCCGGGGAGAGCACCAUCCCCCCGUGUGAGGAACCCAAAGGGCCCCCCACCGCCCACGAGGACAGCAAAGCCCUUCAAGCCCUCCGGGAGCUGGUCAACAACCUCUCUAUCCCUCUGGAAGACAUCAAGGCCGUGCCGGGCCUCCAGGAAGAGGCCCAGUCUCUGCAGCUGCUCCGGGAAAUGAACCAAGCUCUGCAAGCCCUGCGGGAGGAGAAUCAGAGCCUGCACGCCCUGAGAGAGGAGAACCGGAUCCUGCACGAGGAGAACCGGACCCUCCAGCUCCUGAGAGAGGAGCAUCGGGCCUUCCAAGAGGAGAACAAGGCCCUUUGGGAGAACAACAAGCUGAAGCUGCAGCAGAAGCUGGUCAUCGAUACGGUGACCGAAGUCACGGCCAGGAUGGAGAUGCUGGUGGAACAGUUAUAUGCCUUCAUGCCCGCCAAGAGCAAGGAGCCCAAGAAGCCCGGCAGGGUCUGA